Molecule: messenger RNA, 3615 nt
Organism: Dermochelys coriacea (leatherback sea turtle)
Lineage: Eukaryota; Metazoa; Chordata; Testudines; Dermochelyidae
Product: zinc finger protein 501-like
Exons: 3
Coding region: 114-1487 (457 amino acids)
Biological process (GO): regulation of transcription by RNA polymerase II
Molecular function (GO): DNA-binding transcription factor activity, RNA polymerase II-specific; RNA polymerase II cis-regulatory region sequence-specific DNA binding
Source: RefSeq, a predicted model, not a curated record
GAAGACUCCUGGCUGCUCCGAGCAGGGUGGGGGUGGGAUUUUGCUUUUCUGGGCCUCCUCCCCGAUGAAUAGCGGGAUUGUGGCUGGGGCAGCAGGCGCUGAGUGGGGAACUGAUGUUUCAGGUGCCAGUGACCUUCGAGGAGGUGGCUGUGUAUUUCACCCAGGGACAGGGGGCUCUGCUGGACCCCGCUCAGAGAGCCCUCUACAGGGACGUCAUGCAGGAGAAUUAUGAGACAGUGACAUCGCUGGGAUUCCCCAUUCCCAAACCUGACUUGAUUGCCCAGCUGGAAAGAGGGGAAGAGCCGUGGGUCCCGGAUCUCCAAGCCACUGAGAAAAGAGAGAGCCCAAGAGGCACCCGCACAGCAGGUGAUAAGACAGUGAAUGAGAAAAAGGAGGAGAAUCAGCAGCAGGAAGGUCCUGAGAAAGUGGAACCACAGGAGAGGUUUUUGAGAAGAGCCGAAGGGAAUUUUUCCCAGUGCUUGGAGCAGGGAAAUGCCUGGGGAGAUCAACACAGAUCAGAAAUGCAGCUGGGAAACUACCCCUGGAAGAAACUGGAUAAAUCCACUGAACGUGGCGGAGGAUGUAAGGCUCCCAAGGAAACCACAGUGCAGCAGACAAGUCACAAUGAAGAGAAACCCUGCAAAUGUCUUGACUGCGGGAAAAGAUUCAGUUUCAGUGCAGGCCUUCUUACACAUCAGAAAACCCACACAGGAGAGAAGCCCUAUGAAUGCUUGGACUCUGAAAAAAUCUUAAUUCAGAAGUCACAACUUAUUAUACACGAGAGAGUGCACACAGCACAGAGACCCUUUAAAUGCUAUGAGUGUGGGAACAGUUUUAGUCAGAGUGCAACGCUUAUUACACAUCAGCGAACCCACACAGGAGAGAGACCUUAUAAAUGCCUUGAGUGUGGGAAAGGUUUUAGUCAGAGUGCAACACUUAUUACACAUGAGAGAAUCCACACUGGAGAGAGACCCUAUGAAUGCUUUGAGUGUGGGAAAGGUUUUAGUCAGAGCUCAGCACUUUUAACUCAUGAGAGAACCCACACAGGAGAGAGACCCUAUAAAUGCCUUGAGUGUGGGAAAGGUUUUAUUGCAAGUUCAGCCCUUACUAAUCAUAUCAGAAUCCACACAGGAGAAAAACCCUAUAAAUGCCCUGAGUGUGGGACAAGUUUCAAUUUGAAAUCAACCCUUACAACACAUCAGAAAACCCACACAGGAGAGAAACCGCAUGAAUGCUUGGACUGUGGGAAAACUUUCCGUUUCAAAUCAAACCUUAAUGCACAUGAGAAAACCCACACAGGAGAGAAACCCCAUAAAUGCCUGGACUGUGGGAAAACUUUCUGUCUGCGCUCAUACCUUAUUAAACAUGGGAGAAUCCACACAGGAGGGAGACCUUAUAAAUGCCUUGACUGUGGGAAAAGCUUCAGUAAGAGCUCAGAGCUGACCAAACAUCAGAGAAGCCACAAGGGUGAGAGACCCCAGAAGUAGCUUGGUUACAGGAAAAGAUUCAAUUUGACUUCACACUUCGGUGACCCACACAACAGAGACACCUUGAAUGUUGAGGAAGGUUGAUUUGGUGCUCCCGGAGUAUCAGGCAUCUGCAAAUCCACACAAGGAAGAGACCUCUGAGAUGUUCUCAGUGUGGAAAAUGCUCCAAGAGGCGCUAACACUGUGUUGGACAUCAGAGACUCCCCCACACAGCAGGGAAAUUCUCUCAGGGCCCCGACUGGGGCCAGCCAUGGGAACAAACCCAUUUCCUCGUUCCCUCGCACAUCAGGGGCAUUUGGCUCCCAAGGACCCAGCUGCCCAUUGCUAGGGUGAGGAUCCAGGAGCAGUGGAGCAGCAGCUGGUCAGUGACCCUCUGGCUCUGCCUGGUCUAAGCAAACCCCAGGCAGAGGAGAAGCCCCCAUGUGCCCCUCCUCCCUGCUGCAGCCCUGGCUGCUGAGCUGAUGGGCCACAGGUGGGGGAAGGGAGAGAGAGAAACUCCUCCAGCCGCUCCCUCUGCCUGGCUGAAGUUCCCCCCUCUCCCUUCCCUUCCCAGCCAGGAUCCCCCUGCCAUGGAGAUGAGGAGAAGGACACUUGUGCCAGGCCCCACUUUCACUCUAGACACUUGUCCCCACCCCUCAUCUUCCACCAGCCCCUGGGGUGGGGUCCCCCACUGACCUGAAGCUGUUCCCUGCAGGGGGAGUGCCCCUGGGGCUGGUUACUCCUCCCGUUCCUGAAUCCCCCAGGGCGCUGGGAUCUGGGGGAUCAACCAUUAAGGGACCAGGGCGAUGGGUUAUGGGGAGGAAACUGGGGAUUGAAUGGUUGCGGCUGGUGGAGCUGGGUGCUGGGGCUAUUGAGUGUUUGGGGAUCAUAGGAUAAGAGGCGAGGGAGAGCAUAGAGGUAGAGAGGUGCUGCCUCUCAUCACUCUCCCCAUCUACCCCUUCUCCCUGCCCCCUCUGCAUUCAGACUGCAGCAUUAGCAGAGACUGAUUUCCACAGGGUCUUUUCUUGGAAGCCUGGAUUUCCCACCUCUGCUACAGCAGCAUCAGCCUCUGAGACAGAAGCAGUGUUGCCUAGUGGAUAGAGCACUGGCCUGGGUCUCAGGAGACCUAAGCUCUGUUCCCAACUCUGCCAGCAGGUUGUGGGGUGACCUGAGACAAAUCUGUGCCUUCCAGAGAGGGAAUAAUUUGGUCGUGAUAAUAUCAUCCUCUGAGUGUCUAUCUAGGGCAGGAAAAGUGGUUGGGAUUAGCUAGUUCAUCUCCUUUGUUCCUCCACCACUUUUUCUAGUCUAGACUGAUCCUGAGCAGUUUAUUCCAAUCCCCCAUCAGCAAAGUGAUUGUUAGAGUCACUAAGUGCCCCCUUUGCACUGAGAUUGUCUCAUUCCGAGACAUCCUCACAUUGCUUCUGGUUAUGCUGAAAAGCAUUUAAUUUUUUGUGCUGUUUCUCCCUUAUACACCAGCAUUCAAUAGAGUCUAAAAAAGUUGGAGCAGGGAUAGUAAAAUAAUGUAGUGUUUUACCUUCUGUGUUGUUUGAUAGGGAUGGGUUGAGUCCAGGGAUUCCCUCCUCACCCAUCAACCUCACACAUCUUCUCUGCCCAAGUCGUGGAGAGUUUAUCCUUUUCCCUUCCUACCCCUCCUCCUUCAUGUGUAUCCUUUCCCACCAUGCUUAGGACUCACACUUUGAUUUCUUUGAUCCUCAAUCAGGCCCCUGAGGGCUGGAGAAGAAAAUGUCACAUUCCUGAAGGGGACAUUCAAGUGAACCCCAAAGCACAGACUGAGCUUAAAUCUGUAGCCCAUAAGGUUACUUUGCUAGCUUGCUAUAUUGCCUAGAGUGCUUUCUUCAUUGAUUUGAUUGGUUAUAUUGUUAUCUUCAGGGCGUUUGGUUUAUACCGGAUCUCAGGAUAUAUUACUCAGAAUAGUUGGCUGGAAUGCAAAGGAGCCUAUAGGCCUGUAUCCUGUAAGAGGAAUUUUAGCUUGAGUCAGUUAGGAUAAGUGAUUGCAACCUUUGGCAUAGAUAAAUGUCCUAUUGGCUACCCCUUUGUCUCUGGGGGAACUGAAUGGAGAAUCACAUGAAGAACCAUAGGCGUCUACCUUAAGUUUGGAACAGACCGGUAACAACAGGGUGCACCGCAG